Vespa crabro (European hornet) is the source of this 1390-nucleotide messenger RNA. RefSeq lists its product as uncharacterized. Bases 141 to 1274 code for a protein of 377 amino acids. Lineage: Eukaryota; Metazoa; Arthropoda; Insecta; Hymenoptera; Vespidae. The transcript has 5 exons. The record is from RefSeq and is a predicted model, not a curated record.
CUGUGUCUCUGCUGUUACCAGUUGAUACUUGAAUAGCAUGACGAGUCAUGGAGGCACUUGUGUUCCGUGCUUGUUAAAAGAACAUUUUCGCAAUUUACGAUUGAAUUGUGUAUAAAAAACAGUAAAAUAAAUUUGUAAAGAUGUCUCUUUGCUUUCGUACUAUUUCAAAUAAAUUUACAUCGUUUGUAAAUACGAGAAAACAAGUAACGAAAAUCGACCGUCAAUUGCCAAAGAACGUGAAAUCGUCUUCAUUUUUGGAUGAGUUUUUAGGACUACAGACUUCAGUGGAUAUAAAAACAAACUUAACAGAUAGGAAUUUAGACGUUUUCACAGAUGUCUAUUCGUUCCAUCAGAAUCUGCUACCCAUUUUAGUUAAAUCUCAUCAGGAAUGGGAAAAAGCAUUGGUCAGGAGUUAUAUAAAAAAUGAAAAUGGGAUUUUGCGUAUAGAACAGAGUUUGAUGGAUUACAGCAGGUUCUCAAGUACAGAACCAAUGUUAAUCAAUCUGUUAUUAUAUGACAUUACCACAGAUUGUAAAGGAACGAAAGAUAAAUCUCUAAUAAGAGCUACAUCUUAUAUCGCAAAUAAUGAUAUUGACAUUUUCAUAAAUAAUAAUAGAUUUUUCUCUAAUAAACAAAUAUUUGGUGCUAUUGUGGAUAAUAAUUUGGAGCAAAGUACUAUUUUACUCACAAAUGGUGAAAACAUUAAAGCAAAAGAAGCUAGUAAUAAACAAGCAAUUAAAGGCAAUGAGGGUAGACCAUCGAAAGAACAAUUAGAAUAUAUAUUCACUUGUCUCAGCAAUGAUUUACCAAAAUUUUUUAUUAAAUCAUUGGAUUAUACUAUAUAUUCGACAGAUAUAAUAUUUAUUAAUAAUAUUAAGGGACUGACAACAAAGGGUAUGUUUAAUUACGUCAAACAAAUAGCUUUGGUAAAAACAAUUGGCCAUUUAAAAUUUGCAUAUAUAAAAUUAAAUGUAUUAAAGAUUACUAUUGAUCCGGAAGAUGAUACAAUAAAAGUACGUUGGCGAAUAAGUGGUAUUACAGGGCUAAAAGCACUUUUUACAUUAUGGAGAUUUAAAUUGUGGAAAAUGAAGGAAGCUCUAAAUGAUGCAGAAGUAUGGUAUGAUGGAUUUUCUACAUAUUAUGUGGAUGUUAAUGGCAAAGUAUAUAAGCAUGUAAUUGACAAGUUGAUGCCUGAUCAAAAUCAACUUUUUGAGAAAGGAAAACCAGAAGUUGCUACAAAACUUGCAUUGUUCAUAGGGGUUCAGGAUUUGUGAAUACUAAAUAGCAAUGAAUUUAUUUCAAAAUUAAAACAUAUUAUGCUUAAUGUAAAAUGAAGAGGAAACCAAAAGAUCACAUAAGUAGCGAAAUAAACACGAUUUAUGUACAUUAA